Molecule: messenger RNA, 735 nt
Organism: Melampsora larici-populina 98AG31
Lineage: Eukaryota; Fungi; Basidiomycota; Pucciniomycetes; Pucciniales; Melampsoraceae
Exons: 9
Coding region: 1-735 (244 amino acids)
Source: RefSeq, a predicted model, not a curated record
AUGAACUCAGUCAUACUUUUUCCUUUAGUAUGCCUAGCUAUGUUCUAUGCACAAGUUUCUGAUGCUCAAAAUACUGGAUGUUACAACUAUUUCCUUCAAAAGGAUGGUUGUGUCUGGGGAUCCACAACUAACCCUUGUCCUACCAAUAGUACUGUCGAAAAACCAUGCACUUCACUUCGUGCUUUUCAUUACAGUGCAUCAUCUACUACUACUACCACUACUAGUACGACUACCACUACCGUUCAUGCCGAAGGUACUAUUGAUUCGGAUAUCUUAGAAUCAGAAGGUCUUCAAGAGGCUCCUAAAAGACUUGUUCGUCGAUAUGAUACGACUGCUCCAACACUCGCUGUAGCAGGUGGAGAUGGAAUCUGUGGUUUCUAUAACUCUACCAUCACCUCAGGGGUUUGUUUAUGGACAGGUGAGGGUUGGGUUGAUGGUUCAAACCAACAACAAUCAGGAUGGUUGAAUGGUACGGUCACUGACAAUUGUAACAAGCAAGUCUACAUCCAACGUCAAGGACAACCUGAAACAGUUCAAUAUGCGCCAGUUCUUGAUGGCUGUCAAUUCUUCACAGCAGAUCCAGAUGUGGGAUGCUUCCAAAUCUGGCUCACCAUUGAUCUGUUUGAAAAGUUUGGACCGACUCCAGAAGAGCUUUCUAGCUUCACGAUGAACUCGACUUUUACUUGGGACUUUAACAACUUGAAUGGACAAAACCCCACAGCCGCACCGGUCUAA